Molecule: messenger RNA, 1587 nt
Organism: Aphanomyces invadans
Lineage: Eukaryota; Oomycota; Saprolegniomycetes; Saprolegniales; Verrucalvaceae
Exons: 5
Coding region: 27-1466 (479 amino acids)
Biological process (GO): positive regulation of ERAD pathway
Molecular function (GO): ubiquitin protein ligase activity
Source: RefSeq, a predicted model, not a curated record
CCGGCACCAGGAUAAAAAUACCCGGAAUGGAAGUCGAUCCGAGCGUGCCUUCGGUCCCGGAGUCCCCGACCAGCACCAGGCGGCAUGUACCCCAUGGUUCAUUGCACGUCGACCACCACACUCCAGUCGAUCGGUGGACGUCCAUCCCACGUCGCGUAAUAGACAUCGCACCGACGAAUGAUGCAACGACGUCCCUGACUUCCACGACUCCGUCACGACAUGGCUUCCUGCGCUCUCUGAGUGCACCGAUGUCGUACUUCUUCCCUAUGAACCCUACAUUUAGCAACGUUGCAAUCGCCGCUACACCUGUGUCUCCAACGAUCCAACUCCACCGUGACAACGAAGUAUUCGACCAUGACGAGCGCGCAACUCUCCUCCGAAACAUCAACGCAGAUGUCGACUACGAAGCCACAGAGCCAGGAGUACCACAGCAUAGUUUUCAUGUCGGCAUGUCUGCAUCGCUGCCAUCUCCCAUUCGCGCUGUGGGGGCCGAUGCACCUGCCGACACCACCCCAGAACCGCCCGUCGCUGACGACUCAGAAGAGCAAUUGCGCACCGAACUGCGGCGGUUGUUUGGCCGUGUUCAUCACAUCGUGCCAUUUGCGGUUCUGCUAGUGUUGUACUUUGCCUACGUCCACAUCAUUGGGAUUUUCAUCUUCGUCCUUGGUUGCACAUCCAUCAUUGCGUUGGACCAGCGAUUCCGUGCGCAAGUCGCGAUGAAGGACAAAGCCAGCACGUCGGCCCUCAGCGGGAUCUUCCUCGUCUCUGCCGUCGACGCAUUUGCACUCUCAGCGCUCAACGGCGACCUCACGCCACUGCAUACGCUGUGCAAGGCCGUCGCGGACCCGUCCAGCCUUGCCGACGUUGUCUGGACUGUCAUGAUCAACGAUUUGAUCUUGCGUCUCGCCAGCUUCAUGGCCAAGAUCGUUGUUGCCCUCGUCCAAGUGAAUGGGUGCUGUCGGUAUGUGAAACCAGCGACGCAUCACCGCCGCAAGCGAAAGAUGUAUGCCGCGAUCGAGCACCUAUCGCUCCUUGUGCGGUCCUGCUGCGCCGCCUUUCCAUGGUACGCGUUCUACAGCGCUGCCGAAUCCAAGCACGUGGCCAAUUUGUUCCAAGGCAUUUACUCGAUGUUCAAGAUUUAUUUUGGAGUGGGGCAGUCAAAGAAAGUGGCCGCAUGCAUCCUCGCGGCGGUGACCCUCCACGUCGAGUACGGCACGUACGUGUCGUCGACCGAUCUGGCCGAAAUGUGCACCCCCGACUGCUCCAUUUGCUACGACACCAUGCAGACGCCGGUGCAACUCCAGUGCGCGCAUUUGUUUUGCGAAGAGUGCAUCGCAGAGUGGUUUGACCGGGAGCGAUCGUGUCCCCUCUGCCGCGCCGACGUCCAUGCGAGCGACGCGACGUCACCUGCCACCAAACCCAUGUACUUGGACGGCAGCACAAGUCCCUUUCCUCAGUUUUUAUAGGUGGUGUUUUCUCGUUAAUUGGAAUCGUCGGCAUAUGACGGCGAGGGAUCGACGGCCACGAUGACGUGACCAGGGUCGGCCGCCGCUCCAAACGUAAACGUACGGCUCAGGGUUCCCGUAA